Clonostachys solani is the source of this 837-nucleotide messenger RNA. NCBI's taxonomy places the organism in Eukaryota, Fungi, Ascomycota, Sordariomycetes, Hypocreales, Bionectriaceae. The record is from the annotation of a GenBank genome assembly.
AUGAUGUCCAGCGAAAAAUCCCAAGCUCCAUCUCCCCUGCAAUCGAUAGCUGCUGGUGCAGCCGCCGGGGGUAUUGAGUCUCUUGUCACAUUGCUCGGUGCAUCGUCAGUAUCAUCAUUACGAAUUCUCGCCACCGUAAUUAGGGAACAUGGAGUUGGGGUUCUGUAUACUGGAGCGGGAGCUUUCUGCAUUUCAAAUGCUUCAAAGUCAGGAGUGAGAUUUUUCACUUUUGAUGGCGUCAGAAGCAGGCUUCCAAAAGACUCUGAUACAGGAAAGUCUACCAAGCUUUCCAACAUGAUCGCUGGAGUAGUAGCUGGGAUAGCUGAAAGUGUCACUGUUGUGACCCCAGGCGAAAGCAUCAAAACCAAGAUUGUGGAAGACAGGGCAGGUGCCCGUAAGUUCACCUCGACCAGGCACGUCAUCUGGUCUACGCUCCAGACCCAAGGACUGGGAGGUCUGUACCGUGGUGUUGUACCCGUGACGUUAAAGCAAGCCUCUAACGCUGUUGUGAGGUUUACUUCCUACCACGCAAUUUUCGAUGUAAUCGAGCCAUACCUUGCACAGGCUGGAUAUGGAACGUUCACAGCUCCGGCAGCAGGAGCUCUAGCAGGAAUAAUCACAGUCUACGCGACGAUGCCGUUUGAUACCAUUAAAACUAGAAUGCAGGGGUUGAGCGCAGGGAGCGGAAAGAAAGGCACUCUGCAAUUUCUCCGCUUGAUAUACCAUGAAUCAGGUGUCACCGGCUUGUGGAAAGGAACUACACCUAGGUUAUUGAGACUCUCUGUGAGUAAAUUUCAUCUUAUAUCGACUCAAUUUGAUCAACUUGUCAGAAACUGA